Eublepharis macularius is the source of this 2463-nucleotide messenger RNA. It is a transcript of the gene ARHGAP22, whose product is annotated as Rho GTPase activating protein 22. Lineage: Eukaryota; Metazoa; Chordata; Lepidosauria; Squamata; Eublepharidae. Gene Ontology annotation, molecular function: GTPase activator activity. The record is from RefSeq and is a predicted model, not a curated record. The coding region runs from base 1 to 2079 and encodes 692 amino acids. The transcript has 10 exons. Gene Ontology annotation, biological process: activation of GTPase activity; signal transduction. Gene Ontology annotation, cellular component: focal adhesion.
AUGAGGCCCACAGGAGCCCGUGCCUCCCCUGCCAACCAGGUAAGUGGGGGUGGAGCCCGGUCCAAGAGUCUGGUGAUGGGGGAGCAGCAUGGGCUCCCCUUCCGGCCCUGUCCCCCCUGCCCACAGGAGCGAGUGCUGAAAUGCGGCUGGCUGAAGAAGCAAAGAAGCCUCAUGAAAAACUGGCAGCAACGAUGGUUUGUGCUCCGAGGAGAACAGCUCCUCUACUACAAGGAUGAAGAGGAGGCCAAGCCACAGGGGUUCAUCUCGUUGCAAGGCGGGCAGGUACAUGAAGUUGCCCCGAAUUCCGAGGAGCCAGGGAAGCACCUCUUUGAAAUUGAACCCGGCGGCACAGGAGACCAUGAUAAGAUGCCCUUCGGCCAGGAAGCCUUCUUGCUCAUGGCCAGCUCCCAGAAUGAAAUGGAGGAUUGGGUGAAAGCUAUCCAGCGGGUUAUUGGGACACCCAUCUGUAGAGGCAUCUUCGGUCAACGCUUGGAAGACACAAUCGAGUAUGAAAAGAAGUAUGGACGACAUUUGGCUCCACUUUUGGUGGAGCAAUGCGCCGAUUUUAUCCGGGAGCACGGCCUCUCUGAGGAAGGGCUCUUCCGCAUGCCUGGGCAAGCCAAUCUCGUGAAAGACCUGCAGGACUCCUUUGAUUGUGGGGAGAAGCCUCAUUUGGAUAGGAACACUGAUGUCCACACAGUCGCAUCUGUCCUAAAGCUGUAUCUCCGGGAGCUGCCGGAGCCUGUCGUUCCCUUUGCCAGAUAUGAAGAUUUCCUGUCCUGUGGGCAACUGCUUUCCAAAGACAGAGGAGAGGGCACCCAGGAACUGGCAAGGCAGGUAAAAAAUCUUCCACAGGCCAACUACAACCUCCUCAAGUAUAUCUGCAAAUUUCUUGAUGAAGUUCAGUCUCACUCCAGUUUUAACAAGAUGAGUGUCCAGAACCUGGCUACCGUGUUUGGUCCGAAUAUCCUCCGUCCCCCGAUAGAAGACCCAGUAACUAUAAUGGAAGGGACUUCCCACAUUCAACACUUGAUGACUGUUUUGAUCAGUGAGCACCAACAGAUCUUUGGUGCCUCUUCAGCAGAAGGAUCAGGAGUUCCAGCGGACCCUCCUGCCUCUGACUGGGUCUCGAAGGAGGGCAGAGGAGGGGGCCAAUGGGAAAACCACAUUUCAGGCCCUGUUUGUUUGUCUUCAAUGGGGACUCCUUCCUCAGUCCAGCCUUCCACCCAGGAGCCUCUGAGCCAAGGAAGCCACAGUCCAGCUGCCGCAAGUCCUGGCACAAGACGGCAGACUUUAUCCACCGGGAGACACUUCUUCCGUCAGCCUGGGAAUCCGUCACUCAGUCCCAAAGAGGGCAGCUCUUCUGUGGAUAGCCCCAGUUUACCUUCUAAUGGGAAUUGGCUUCGGAAUGGAUUGUAUCCUCUUCAAAGUCACCGAAGGGCACCCUCGAGAGGGCGGAUCAGGGACUCCAGUUCCUCCCAUAGACUUUCCACCUAUGACAACGUCCCUGCUGCCAAUCUCCCUCUCAACAUCGGUGCCUCCGGGGAAGGCUCUCUGGCCGGGGAGUCUGUCAGCAGCUGUGCCGCCUGCAGGGCAAGCGACUCCUCUGCUCUGAGCUUCCUUCAGAUGGAGUGGGCCGCACGCAGCUCCUUGCCACACAGCGUUGGCUACUUGGAGACCAGCACUGAGUGGUCCGAUGCCCGCUUCAGCAGCAGCAGCAGUGAACCCAAGAGCCUGGCAGCUGCUUCUAGGGACUCCGUUGCCUGCUCGGGAGCCCUGCAGAGCCUCGUGGUGGAGCUGAAGGCAGAGCUGAGCAAACAAAAGAUCGAGUAUGAGGCCAGUAUUAGAAGGAUUGAAGAAACAAGCACAGAACUGAGGAAGCUGGUGGUGAAGUUAGAAGAAGAACUAGAUCAAGAGAAGAAGAAAUACAUGAUGUUGGAGAUCAAACUGAGGAACUCUGAGCGAGCCUGUGAAGAUGCAGGCAAGAGAAAUCAACUCCUGCAGAAAGAGAUGGAAGAUUUUUUUGCAACAUUAGCAAAUUUAACUACAGAGAGCCCAGCAGCCAAAGCACCAAAGUAAGAUAGGCAGCAAGGAAGACUCUGCCCCGCCCGACCCUUCCACUUCAUUCUAGCAGAAUGUAUACCUAAGAGAAUGCUUCCAUGGUAUGCAAAGACCUUUGCUAUUCUACAGGUUUAUGAAGCUAUCAGGGAAACUGGAGACAGAAAUUGCUGAGGAAGAGGUGGAGAUAAGCUUCUUGUUUCAAACAGAAGCAGGCUCAUUCAUCAGACAUGGUUGUGUUUGUAUUUUAGUGCCAUUUCUUUGAAUGUGGUAGUGGGCACAGCUGCAAAGUGCCUGAUCUGAGUCAGGGCAAACCUCCACGGAAGGCAUACACAGGCUUCUCCAGUUGGAAGGCACAAUAUUGUUGGCCACAACAUUUAGCUGAUCUGUUAAAUUAAAACGAAC